CCACGAUGUCCGCUGCAUUGCCCUCCUCAGUGACCAGUCUCGCGCCUCAUCCAAGGAUCGAAUCCUGUGCAAUGGUACUAAUCAGCUCCUUCUUCGGGCUACCUGUCAUGGUGGACAAUGAACUGCUCGUCAUCGACUGAGUUCCUACGUCACUGCCGGCGAGGGGCCUUGGAGCGUGAAGUCAGUCUUAAGACCUCGCGCGCAUAAGACCUGACCUUCACUGUCUUCUCCUACUCUCUCAAUCCACCUAACCAUAAUCAUCGUCGUUCAUCAUGACCUCCAACCCCCUCGACAGCACGCUGCCCACGACGCCCUCGCACGAGUGGGCGCAGGUGACGGCGGCGGAGCUGGCGCAGCAGCAGGCAAAGGUGGACCAUCAGGCGACGCUGGCGGCGGCGAAGACGACGGGGCCGACGACGGUGUCGACUACUACGACGAGGAGUGUCUCACCACCGGGGUCGCCUGGUCCUGAUAUCCCGGGUGCAUACCCUGGCAGCGAUCCUGAGGACGCGAAGCCGGAGGAGACGCUGGCUGCGGCGGCUACUUAUCUUCCUGCUAGGAAGGAUGUUGAGCAGACGUUGGCAGAUGCCACGAGGGUCGCGAAGCAGUAUCUACCCGAGCAGGUUGCGGGACUGAUUCCUGACCCAGCGGCCACUAAGUACCCAACGCAAGAGGGUACGAAUGAGGCUUUGGGAACGACUGGCGGUGCUGGCGCGCUCCCCGGUGCCCGCGGAGAGGAGGGCGUUGCGAGGCUGCCAGAAGAGCGUACUCGUGCAGACGGCGCACCCGUCCCUACCACAAUCAAUACGGCCGACCGCGCGUUCAACUCUCAGCCGCCCGUGAUCCCCGCGAGCAACACCUGGAGCGCGAGCACGACGUCUCCCAUCGCAUCCACCACUACUGGGGUGCAGAGCACGCUUGGUCAGGCCGCAGACGCGGUUAAGCCUGCCGCCUCCCAGGCGCAGGAGACGCUGGGACAGGCGAAGGAUGCUGCGGUUCCUGCCGUUCAGAGCACCCUUGGCCAGGCGGCUGAUCUUGCGAGGCAGUACCUCCCUGCAUCGGUGGCAAGCUACCUUCCUGGCGCGGUUGUCGCCGACUUGCCUUCGAAGGAGGGUCCGAAUGAGAGGCUUGGGACCACCGACGGCGUCGGCGCCCUUCCGGGCAGCUCGUCUGAGGCCAGCGUUGCAAAGCUACCGGAUGAGCGCUCUGAGGUCAUCCACGCCCCGCACUCGACCAUCCACCACAUCACCCCCAUCGGCAGUCUUGCUGGCGAGGGUCUCGGCGCGUCGAUGAGCGCCGACCUUCAAGGUCGUGAGCACGACAAGCCGCAGGGAGACGACAAGCCGCCCGUGGUGACCACGACGAACGCCAUCUCGCACGCGAAGGAGAACGUUGCGCACCCUACGCCGAGCAACACGGCGAGCUUCGCGCCGGUCCCUGCGGCGGGCAUCGCUCGCGCUGAGCAUCCGGCGGACAAUAUCAGUCUCCAAGCGAACGACGGCUCUGCACCGAGCUCGCCGGGGGCGGGGACGCCGUCUACUACAACUGCUGCUAUGGUCCCCCUGCCCGCUGAUAGCGUGAAGAACGUGCCGGGGACGACGGCGGAUAUGACGAGCACGGGCAAGACGUCGACGCAGGGCUUGAGCGGGUCGCAUCAGCCGGCCCACUCCAUCGGCCGCGACGCGUCUUCCAUCCCGGGCGUGCCUUCCAAAGACAAGCCCUCCGAUGCAUCCUCGAAGCUCGAGCCCCUUCGGCGUGCUGAGGGCGACGCGGCGUCGAACGCGUCCGUAUUGUCGGGCAAGAUGCCUGGCCACUCGCGCAUCCCGCCGCCGGAGCCGCCCGCGAAGGAUGCUCAAUAUGCUGGUGCCGGGUCGGCGUCGGCGCACUCCUCCCAGGACUCGUCGACCUCUACUCAGGACUCGACUAAGGAUUCCGCAUCCCACCCCCACCGCACGAGCGUGCCGCUGACGACCGCCGCGGAGCGCAUGUCCUCAAAGAGCCGUCACGGCGAGGAGCAGCUCGCGGAUAACGGCGCACGCCUUCCCUCAUCCGCGCCGCACGAGGCGGAGAAGGCGAAGGGCUCGACGACGGAGGGGCAUGUGAAGGUGUCGACGAUGGAUAAGAUCAGGGGUGAAGCGAAAAUUAUCUCGGGGAAGUUUUCGAACAAGGAGGAGAAGGUGGAGGAGGGGAGGAAAUUGAUGGGGAAGGUCUAGGUGGUUGGUUGUGGACUUGUGGUCUUAAGUAGUCGACAGGCGCUCAUGAGGGUCAUGCUAUAAGAGAAAGGGUGGAUAUCAGGACUUCCGGCGCAUAUAUUCGCAAUUGCAAUGUAACAACACUUGUAUUUGUAGCUUCACACCGUUUGCAUUCUACUGGUUUGGCUUUGCGUUCGAAUUGAG
Messenger RNA from Schizophyllum commune H4-8, 2396 nucleotides. RefSeq lists its product as uncharacterized. Bases 273 to 2213 code for a protein of 646 amino acids. NCBI's taxonomy places the organism in Eukaryota, Fungi, Basidiomycota, Agaricomycetes, Agaricales, Schizophyllaceae. The transcript is spliced from 5 exons. The record is from RefSeq and is a predicted model, not a curated record.